Molecule: messenger RNA, 3488 nt
Organism: Penaeus monodon (black tiger shrimp)
Lineage: Eukaryota; Metazoa; Arthropoda; Malacostraca; Decapoda; Penaeidae
Product: protein DEK-like
Biological process (GO): regulation of double-strand break repair; chromatin organization
Cellular component (GO): nucleus
Molecular function (GO): DNA binding; histone binding
Source: RefSeq, a predicted model, not a curated record
GGGGAAUGUCGCUCUUAAGGGAUCCCGAAGCUAGUGUCCGUUGAGUUCAGACUAUGUGAAAUACUCCGGAAAUGCACCUCAUACACUCACUGGAACAUAUAUAGAAAAAAAUAAAGUAAAAAGGAGGGCCUGCUCCUUGGCUGCGCGUCGAGACCGUCACUUGUCCCGCGCUCGGGGAACGGCGCGCUCUGAUUGGUCCGUUUUGACAAGCGUCGUUUACCCGCCAUUUCUCCCCCGAGUCGAUUAUAUCCAGGUUGAGGAGGAUUUUCAAACGGGAAAAUGUCCGACGACGAAACGAAGCCACAGAUGGAGGAGGCAGAGAUAAGGUUGAAGAGAAGGAACAGGUGCCGGACAAUAUGCCUGAAGAGGAGACAGAAACAAAAGAUGAGCCUCCAAAAGAGGAAGAAAUGGAAGAUGACACAACUAAAGUUGAAGAGAAGGAAGAGGAGAAAGUAGAAGAGAAAGAGGAAAAAGAAGAAACAAAACAAGAGACACCAGUAAAAGAAACACCUGAAACUCCCCCAAAAGAAGAUGUGCGACCUCUCUAUGACCAACCCUUAGAGAUGGGGUGGUAAGAGAGACCGUAAAAAGGGGGAGAGGUUUGUUAAAGGGGACCAAAAAAGAAGAGCCUGAAGCCUCAGGGAAAGGUGCAGCACUCGGGGACAUUCCAUACAUUAACGCCAUGAUUAUGAAAAUGCAAGUAGAUGACCUAAAAGUUUUACACAGAGUGGCAUACAGUCGGCCUGGAAGUGGGAAUGAGGUGAAAAAGAACUUAAGGAAAUUUAAUGGCUUCCCAUUCACGAAAGAGGACAAAAAGUACAAUUUGAAAUUAAGUAAUGUAGAGAGGAUUCUAAUGUCCGAGAUCAAGAAGAUGCUUUUGAUUUUGGGCUUGGAGCGUGCGGGCAACAAAGGUGAGGUUGUUGAGAGAUUGAUGGAGUUCAUGCUAAAUCCUGAAGAUCGGGGACGAAAGCCACCCACAGUUGCAAAGACCAAAGCAAGAGGAAGACCCAAAAAGGGAACACAAGGGAAGAAGAAAAAGAAUAACACAUCACAUGAGUCUGUCAAGAGCGGAGAAAGUGGGAGCGAUGAGUCAGGUGAUAGCGGCCUGCAAAAAAGCCCCAAGCCAAGAGGGCAACACCAGCCAAAAAAGCAAUGCCUGCUAAGCGUUCAAAGGCUCUCGCCUCUGCAGACUCUGAUUCUGACUCGGAUGAUGAGCCUCUUGCAAAGAAAGUCAAGCAACCUCCUACAGAUGUUGAGUUGAAGGCAAUGGUGAAGAAGAUCUUAGAUGGUGCCAAUUUAGAAGAAAUCACAAUGAAAAGUGUCUGUCGACAAGUGUACGAUAAUUACCCAGACUUUGACUUAACUCACAAAAAAGACUUCAUAAAGGAAACAGUAAAAUCAAUUAUAUCGUGAUCAGUUGGCACAACCAUCUUUACCAUAGUACAAAGUGUUCAUAUACAUGAUAUAUAAUAAUGUCAGAGAUAGCUAUUUUCCAAAUCUAGCAAAAUUGCUACUUUGCAAAUCUUUUAAAAGAUAUAGUUAAUUAAUGAUAAUAGUAAUCAAUGUGGAUGAAGUUUUGAGGCAUAUUUUAUGCAAAAAAAAAAAAGAAAGAAAAUGAACCAUAGUUAAGGUUACUAAGUAAAUUUUAUAAGCACUUUUCUUUAUAAACUAUACAAAAGUACACUAUGUAUAUGUUUUGAUAUGUUUGAAGGUUGCCUCUUCUAUUAUGCAGGUUGCAGCUAAAUGUAACAAAAAUCUUGAAAAUGUCCACAAAGCAUUAAGAAUGACACAGAAUCCCUGCAAAAUUGGGUUCUGUAGUAAUCCAUUUCAUGUCUUGAGCCCAUCUUGACAGUCGUUUGUAGUGUAUUUGUAGGAGCGACGAAUUUCAAGAAGGCUUAAUGUUAUAGGCUGUGUGUUACUUGUUUGGUUAGAGAGUGUGAGUACUGUACCUCCUCAUGCUAUGAUACGGAAAUGGUUACCUGUAUUUUUGCAUUUUUAACUUAUUCAAAAAGACUUGAUACAAGUAGAAACUGUUUUUGGUUAUUUGAGGAGAAAUGGAAAUAGGCAGAGAAAAGAAAUAACAAGACAGACAUACCUAGUGUUCCAUUUAGACAACUAUUGGUAUGUGAUCAUUGUAAAUGGAACCAAAAUACAAUUUAGAAAUAUUUCUUGUCAUAAAUUCUGCACUUGAGAGAUUUUUGACCACCUCUUUGUUUUACUUUUUUUCUGUUUUUAUCACAGUUUUAAGCAUAUUUUUUUCCAAAUUGCAGAAUAGGAAAGUCAACAAAAGCAAAAAACUUCCGUUUUUGUUAAAUGUGCCAUUUUUCUCCCCCACUUAUACCUCCUCACUACAAGUUGAAAAAGAAGACUUACCCAGAUCACCAUAUCCUUUGUAGACUGUAGGAGAGACACUUACAAAAAAGUAUUAUUUUAUUUAUGCAACGUCCGCCACUGUUAAAGAGGAGGAAUCAACUUAAAAAGAAUAUAUAUGGAACAAAAAAUUCACCAGGACAAUGAUUCAGUUCAAUGUGAUUAAUUGAGAGCAGGAAAGGAAAAAAAUGAUUUUGUACAUCUUUUUUAAAUGUGCCCGGAAGUCCGUAUAAAUUAUAUUUUUUUGUAUGGUAAUGCAGAAUUGUUCUCUUUUUUAAUGUGUGUGUGAUAAUUAUUGACAUGCUUUUUGCUCUAACAUCCAAGUUAUUGAAGAGAGAGAAAAAAAGAUCAGAAGAUUUUGAGGGAUCUUUUAGAAGUCCUUUUAGAAAUGCCAAUUAUAUAUCUCUUGAGGUUGUAUACUUCCAUUGAUAAAAAGCAAAAUUUAAAUGCACUUAUCAGUUUUUAAUCUUAUUCAUUGUUUGGUAGCUUCAGUUUUUAAGUGAUUAUUCCUUAAAGUUUAAAGACUUCUGUGAGCUACGACAUAUUUACCCAUGACCAUUUUUAUGCAAAGUCACCUUUGCAUUAGAUUUAAUGUUGCCCUAAGGAAACUAUAUUUUAGAGCACUUCAAAGUUUUAUUGGCAUUCAUGGAAUUAUAUGUAUUUCAUGAUGAAUCUUUAACAUUCAAAUUAAAACCAUUUCUUUGGUUAUGGAAAUAAUUUACCAUCAGAACUUUGUCAAGGUGUUAUGAUAAUAGCAUGAAAGUAACAGUGUUAUUUAUUUGCUCAGAGAACUUGGUAGGUCAUGUGUGACCUGUAAUUGAGCAAAGAAUUGUUAACAGGGCAUAUAAUCAUUAGUAAUUUUGAUUUAUCAAAAAGCUGUAAAUGGAGUAUAGUUUUUGAUUAUACUGUAUUGAUCAAAGAGUAUACUGUCAAAACAUAUACUAAGUUUCAUCCAGUCUAAAAAGAUGGAUAACAAAUGCGAACUUGGAAGUUUUAGGUUCUAAAAAAGCAGCUCAAAAUCUCUGAUCUUUUACAUUUACAAAUUUUACCUACCCCUUUUUUACCAGAUAAGGUCAUGGCAAAAUGUAAGAUUAUUCUAAUAAAGUAGGUUUUAGAUA